AUGACAGAAGCAGAGGGUGGUGAUGUCUUUGGUGUUCUUUUUGAUUUAUGUCUAAAGACAUUCUUACAAAGACAUACAACUCUUACUUAUGAUGAGGACUGCAGCAGCAGCAGCAGCAGCAGCAGCAGCAGCAGCAGCAGCAGCAACAGGUUUCAGCUGCCACACGAUCUACUGCAGCAGCUACAAGACGAGACUGGCGUCUCUCUUGACUCUGUAGCCGUUUCAAACUCCAGCAGCAGCAGCAGCAACAGCAGCAGCAGCAGCAGCAACAGCAGCAGCAACAACAAUGAGGACUUAAAUGAUUCCUGGUGUCUAGAUCUAUAUAAUGGUUUGCUGCUGCUGCACAAGGUGUACAGACACCUCAGACUUAUUUCUCCUAAUGAACCUGCAGAUGAUAUUUCUACAUCUGUACUCAGGUAUUUAUUAUUGCCAUAUUGUUUGGGUGUGAUGACAUUGGAGAGACCUGGACAAAUACAAGAGAGACCAACAAACCUCCGUGAGGCACAGGAGGUCCCAAUGUUGAUGAGACACAUGGCGAACGAGCAGCAGGCCCAAUCUCGUGGCUCUGCAGCGAAGCCUAGUGAGCCUCGUGUGGAUCCACCGCGUCCUUGGGCUGCAACUUUUGCGAAGGAGGUGGAAGAAUUAGAGGCGAGGGCGUGGGAUGACUGGAAGGUGUGUGUUGCUGCUGCUGCAGUAUAG
Molecule: messenger RNA, 699 nt
Organism: Eimeria maxima
Lineage: Eukaryota; Apicomplexa; Conoidasida; Eucoccidiorida; Eimeriidae
Product: immunoglobulin-binding protein, putative
Exons: 5
Coding region: 1-699 (232 amino acids)
Biological process (GO): regulation of signal transduction
Source: RefSeq, a predicted model, not a curated record